AUGCCACCUCGAAUUCGACUCCAACCGAAGCAAUUGCGAAUAGCACUCCGACCGCAGUACGUCUGCUGGCAAUGCAGACAUGCAUCUGUAGCGACUGCCACGACUCCGGCGCCGCCGAUUGACCAGACUGUACAAGUCUCUCGGCCGAUUGCGAGAUCUCCUCCCACUCAACCGCCCUCCUACAAACCUCCUGAGUUCCGAAAGACACAGCUACAUCGGCAGUAUCAGUCACUGCUAAGAUCGUCGCAAUUGAUGAUCAUCUUCCAACACAACAACCUCAAAUCUACGGAAUGGAUGGGCAUCAGGAGAGAGCUGGCAACGGCGAUGAAGAAGGUUGAUGAAGAGCUGGCGAAGAAUGGCAACAUGGGAUUCGUGGGCAACGACACGAAGUUGCAGGUGAUACAGACGGGUAUCUUCGCAUCGGCAUUGAGGAUAGUAGAGUUCUGGAAUCCGAAAUUCGACGACACUUCGUCAUCUAAGCAUCCCACCGAUCCUGCGACCGCUACUUCGAAAACUGUGGACCAAGUGAUCCAGCAUGGACUGUCGAAGAAGGCAUACAAGGCGGCAAAUAAGAACAAGAAGAGGCAACAUCACGGUUUGGAGCCCUUACUUUCGGGACCGCUCGCUGUUUUCACAAUGCCGACUGUAUCACCUCAGCAUCUGAAAGCUGCGCUCUCUAUCCUUUCACCUUCCAAGGAAUUCCCACCACCAAAGCGGAGGGCAGUACCUAGUUACCAUGAGCCGGCGGUUCAGAACGGUCUACAGAAGAUGAUGUUACUUGGCGCACGAAUUGAAGGCCAGGUGUUUGAUAUCGAGGGCGCGAAAUGGGUGGGUACCAUUGAGGGUGGCAUUGAAGGAUUGCGUGCCCAGCUGGUGUCGAUGCUGCAAGGCGUAGGUGCUGGCAUUACAACUACACUUGAGACGGCUUCAAGGAGUCUUUACAUGACGGUUGAAGGGCGGAAGAUGCAGCUUGAAGACGAGCAAAAAGGAGCUGGAGAGACGAAGACUGAGAGCUCUUGA
This is a messenger RNA of Lecanosticta acicola, 1020 nucleotides long. The record is from the annotation of a GenBank genome assembly. NCBI's taxonomy places the organism in Eukaryota, Fungi, Ascomycota, Dothideomycetes, Mycosphaerellales, Mycosphaerellaceae.